Spirometra erinaceieuropaei is the source of this 291-nucleotide messenger RNA. NCBI's taxonomy places the organism in Eukaryota, Metazoa, Platyhelminthes, Cestoda, Diphyllobothriidea, Diphyllobothriidae. The record is from the annotation of a GenBank genome assembly.
AUGACCGCACCUGCUUCAACUUCCACGUCGACCAAACCGACACCCACCCUCACCAAUGCCGCUUCGAAUCCCCGUGUCGCACUGCCGUCGGCCACUACCACCUCCACCACCUUUGCCUCAGCUACCACAACGACAUCCAGCACAACCACCCCUGCCACCACAGUCAACGACCAAAACACUCCUGACGUCCCGACAACCAUCCACACAUUCACCAUCACCAUCCCGCCUCCAGCGAUGUGGACUCUGUCCGUACCCGUCGUCAUUGCCGUCGCACGUUCGCAUCACAUAUAG